GAGUAUGAAAAAAAUAUAUUAUAUGCAGAGUGAGAGUUCGCCAACUCCAUCUCCAAAGCACUGAUCUGAAACUCUGUUUUUUUUUUUUUACUUUCUGAAAUGGGUUUUUCUUCAUCAUGUUCUUUGUUUAAACACCAUUUAAUUAUUAGCUUCAUCAUUAACUUAGCCAUCAUCACAAUCUCACAUGUCAAUGGAUGCUUUACAUCAAUCUUCAGCUUUGGUGAUUCCUUAACUGAUACUGGCAACUUACUUCAACUUUCACUUUCAGAAUCAAAAAAACUUUCCCACUUUGAUUUUCCUCCUUAUGGAAGAACCUUCUUUGAUUAUCCAACUGGGAGAUGCUCUGAUGGGCGCUUGGUUAUAGAUUUCAUUGCUGAAGAAUUCGGACUUCCAUUUUUACCACCAUAUUUUGGAGGUGAAAAUGGAAAACCCAGAAACUUAGAGAAUGGUGUGAACUUUGCUGUAGUGGGUGCUACAGCACUUGAUGAUGUGUUUUUCAAGGAAAGAGGAAUCCAUAAUCCCUCCACAAAUGUUUCUUUGGGAGUUGAAUUGGGAUUUUUCAAGGAUGUUUUGCCUUCUCUUUGUUCAUCUUCUUCAGAUUGUAAAGAAUUCCUGAAGAAGUCGUUAAUAGUGAUGGGAGAGAUAGGAGGAAAUGAUUACAAUUAUGCAUUCCUUCAAGGCAAAAGCACUGAGGAGAUUCUACACUUUGUUCCUCUUGUUGUUGAUACCAUUGCUUCAGCAAUCAUGGAGUUGAUAGGGCUAGGGGCGGUCACAAUUUUGGUCCCUGGAAACCUUCCAAUUGGAUGCUCCCCAGCAUAUCUCACAUACUUUCAUGGUUCCGAUAUGGCAGAUUAUGAUCCUUUAACUGGUUGCAUAACAUGGCUGAACCAAUUCUCCGAGUUUCACAACGAACAGCUUCAGAAAAAGCUCGAUCAGAUUCGCAAGCUUCAUCGAAAUGUCAACAUCAUUUACGCAGAUUAUUACAACAUUGCAAUGCGUUUCUACCAUUCCCGGAAUCAGUUUGGAUUUACUGAAACACUUAGAGCAUGUUGUGGAGGGGGAGGUCGAUACAAUUACAGUUCAUCAAUGGCAUGCGGGGAUCCGCCAUUAACGACAAGCUGCAAGGACCCUUCUUCACAUGUGAGUUGGGAUGGUUUACAUUAUACUGAGGCAACUUACAGAUGGAUUUCAAAGGGUGUUUUAGAAGAAUUAUAUGCUAUUCCUUACACAAAUAGCUUGUGUUUUCCAUCUACCGUCGGCAAACAAAUUUAUUAAAAAUAAAUUCAUAAAAAAAGGGUUUAAUCUAGUGUUUAUCUUUAUGAAUCUUGUUGGAAUGCUAAUAUAUCUGUUCUUUUUGAUACAAUACUUAAAA
Messenger RNA from Gossypium arboreum, 1372 nucleotides. Its product is annotated as GDSL esterase/lipase At1g28580-like. Gene Ontology annotation, molecular function: hydrolase activity, acting on ester bonds. The record is from RefSeq and is a predicted model, not a curated record. The coding region runs from base 100 to 1275 and encodes 391 amino acids. The transcript is spliced from 5 exons. NCBI's taxonomy places the organism in Eukaryota, Viridiplantae, Streptophyta, Magnoliopsida, Malvales, Malvaceae.